AUGCCUAGAGAGAUUUCCCGGUCGCCUCCGCCCUUCCGCCGGCGAGGCUCCCCUCCUCCGCGGCGAAAAACUCGGUCUCCUUCUCCACUGUGGGAUAGGAGCAACUCACCAAGUCCAAGAAGGCAUAGAAGCCCACCAUCUCCAAGGAGACACAAAAGACAGAGAAGUCGGAGCACGACAAGUUCAUUAGAAAAUAACUCAGGUAGUCCAAGUCAUGUAUCAGAGAAAAUAAACCCCACUGUAAAACAAAGGAUGGAAGAAGAAAAGAAAAGGCGUCAAAAGGAAGCUGAAUUUAAGUUACUGGAAGAGGAGCUUGCUAGAAGAGUCGAAGAAGCUAUAAGAAAAAAUGUCGAGGAACGUCUGAACUCUGAGGAGGUGAAACUUGACAUUGAACGCCGAAUUGAGGAGGGUAUUAGAAAGUUAUUUGAUGAGGUUGACUCUCAGCUACAAAAAGAGAAAGAAGCGGCUCUUCAUGAAGCCAGGCAGAAAGCAGAACAAGAAAGAAGAGAGAGGGAGGAGUUGGAUAGAAUGCUUGAAGAGAACAAACGUAAAGUGGAGGAAGCUCAAAGAAAAGUAGCUCUUGAGCAGGAGCAGAAAGAGCUGGAACGGUAUUUGGAGCUGGAAAGGAUACAAAAGCAAAGAGAGGAAGCGUUACGCAGAAAGAAAAUGGAGGAGGAAGAAGAAAGAGCUAAUAAGCUGAGAUUGCUGGGGAAAAACCGGGGUUGA
Miscanthus lutarioriparius is the source of this 726-nucleotide messenger RNA. Lineage: Eukaryota; Viridiplantae; Streptophyta; Magnoliopsida; Poales; Poaceae. The record is from the annotation of a GenBank genome assembly.